Molecule: messenger RNA, 10832 nt
Organism: Mizuhopecten yessoensis (Yesso scallop)
Lineage: Eukaryota; Metazoa; Mollusca; Bivalvia; Pectinida; Pectinidae
Exons: 43
Coding region: 171-10478 (3435 amino acids)
Biological process (GO): chromatin organization
Cellular component (GO): nucleus
Molecular function (GO): nucleosome binding; protein binding
Source: RefSeq, a predicted model, not a curated record
GUUGUUGAACUCAGAAGUCCCUGAUCCUUUCUAAACAAAGCCGCUGACACCCCAUGUGUUCAUGAACCAUGUAUGGCAUCAUCUGUGCGACUGCAGAGGGAGUGUAUGACCCUUUAUAAAAGAAAUGGUCCAUAAACAGGCGACUGAUCAGAAUUUUUGAGCCUGCGAUUAUGAUUCGGAUAGCAGCCCUCAAUGAUUCAAGCAGUGAGGAGGAUAGUCGGGCUCCAAAGACUGCAGCCAGAACAACUAAGGAGGCAAAGGAGUCUGAAGCCUUCACCUUGUAUGAUGCAGCACUGAGGCUCCAGAGACAGGGCGAGGAAGGUCUAGCAGAAGCUGCAUUCAAGGAUCUACUCCAUCAUGUGUUCCUCAGAGAGACAGCACAGUUGGUGGAGGACGAGGAAGAAGGUGCAGACCAGGACGGGCUACGUCUGCUGUACUCUAUACACAAAAACCUGGCCAGUGUGUCACUACACAGAGGAGACUUAGAGUCAGCGAUCUGGUCCUACGUAGAGGCAGUGAAGAUUGACACGACAGAGGUGACCGUUUGGUACAAAAUAGGGACCAUUGCUCUCAAGCUUUAUAACUUCCCACUGGCCAGGCUAGGCUUUGAAAAGGGUCUACACUGUAACCCGAACCACUGGCCGUGCCUCGACCAUAUUGUCACCCUGCUGUACGCCAUGAAUGACUACUGGAAUUGUCUAUACUACAUCUCACGAGCUUUGGAAAAGGAUCCUGAGUACUCCAAGGGCCUUGUACUCAGGAAGCAAAUUCUCAAGGAGCAGCCUUCUCUGAAAUAUGACACAGAAGAAAUGUUUGAACAGUGUGAUCAAGCUAUCCUUAUAGCCAGAGUGGACCCAUCUGAAUCACAGGAGUACAUUAACGAGGCACUAGACUUGAGAGACAGACGUCGAGAACUGGCUAAGGAACCUGAGCCUCUUCCCAUCAAACUCCCAAAAGCCAUCACACAUUUCACUUGGAUGAACUUGGGAGAAAGUUUGGUAGAGCUUUAUGAUAGAGCUGUUAACUCAGAUCCACCUUUGAGCCUGGGGCUACGUGUUGACCUGUCGGAGUAUAGCAACUGCACGGAUGUACCUCGUGUUGUACCGGCUAAAUCACCUGCUAUAGAGGAGACAACAGACCAUUCUGGGGAAAUGGAGGUCGAUUCUGUUCCUGUGAUUACCAAAGAAAUACAAUCUAUAGAGGAUCAGAAAAAGGAUGGAACUAGAACAUCCGAAGUCCUCGAUGUUCUGAUGGUCAUGGAGGAGUCAGCUGCUGCUUGUUCAGAGUCUCAGAUAGACAAGGAUAAUGUUGCCAUGGAUACUGAUGAAAUUCAAGAUCAAAUGGAUACUAAGUCUUCUGUUGUGCCAUCCACUUCAAUUGCAAUAAUGCCAUCGUCCCCACUGUCAACGGCUACUGUCAGUCAGCAGGCAAACGUCAUCAGUAUGACAGAUUCACCUCGGACAACAGCUGAUGUAAGACUGACACCAACAACUGUCUCAGAGCCUAUGCAGGCAACAGCAGGUACUGGGUUACCACUGACUGUCUCAGGAAUCUCCGGUACAACUGAUAUUGGGUCGACAGUAACAACUGUGUGUGAUCUACCAGAGUCAACAAGUGAGGAAGAACACUUACAGACAAGCAAUAAGGAGAGACAGUCAUACACUGGUUCUUUAACUGGACUACAGCAGUCAUUCAGUGUUUCAGAGCUGCAAGAAACAACUGUUUUACCCAAAAUUCUAAGCAAGACAUCACCAUUGCAACAGAUGUCUGAUGUUUCUGAGCCACCCCAGACAACUGCUGUAUUGGCCCUACCAUCAGGAGUUCCAGUAACAUCAUCAGGACUGCCAGUGACAACGUUAUCAGGACCACUAGAUAAAGUUACAGACUUAGAGAGGAUUCAACAAACAAGUCCUGGUGCAGGGAUGCCAUCAACCAAAUCUGUGACAGAGAUCUCACAGAUGACAGCUGUUUCUGGGAUGUUGAAGACAUUACCUAUAACAGAAAUUCCUCAUACAGCAACUGUUUCAGAAAUACCACUAUCAACAUCAGCGAGUGUACCACCGUUACUACCUGCUUCAGGAGUUCCGCCGAUGCUAUCGUCAGAAACCCCUGUUCCUGGAAUUCCACAGGCAGCGUUAACAGAGUUGUCACAGACAACAGGGAUGCCACACUCAUCACCAGUGUUAGAGAUACCACAGACAUCACCUGGAAUUCCAUUGACAAUAUCUGCCUCAAAGAUACCACAACCAAUGCCAGUUUCAGGAAUUCCACAUUCAAUGCCUGUAUCAGAAAUCCUACCGACAUCACCUGUGUCAAUGCCUGUAUCAGAGAUCCUACCGAUAUCACCUGUGUCAAUGCCUGUUUCAGAGAUCCUACCGAUAUCACCUGUGUCGAUGCCUGUAUCAGAGAUCCUACAGACAUCACCUGUGUCAAUGCCUGUAAUCCUACCGACAUCACCUGUGUCAAUGCAUGUAUCAGAGAUCCUACCGACAUCACCUGUGUCGAUGCCUGUAUCAGAGAUACUACAGACAUCACCUGUGUCAAUGCCUGUAUCAGAGAUCCUACCGAUAUCACCUGUGUCAAUGCAAGUAACAGGGCUGCCACCCACAACACCUUCUUCGGGAAUUUCGUACACAACGCCUUCAUCAGGGUUGCCACACAUAACACCUCCGUCAGGGUUGUCACACACAACGCCUCCGUCAGGGUUGUCACACACAACGCCCUCUUCCGUGUUGUCACAUCCUUCAGCAUUAUCUACACCUGUGUCUAGAGUACACCAAACAUCCCCUGUAACAGCCCUCCAUGACCACACUUGUGCAGCAUCGUUAGAGACAGAUGACCUUGUAAAGGGGCGUGGCAAGGCACCAAAGAGAAAGAGAGCGUUUAUACCAGAGGACUUUGGUCUCAGCGUCAAACGUAGGAGUGCCAGGGUGAGAAAUGUUAGCAAACCAAAAGAAGAACCAAGUGUAAAUUUUGAAGAGCUUCUCAUCUCCUUCCUGCCGUCCAGUCUCAAACAACUUAAUGAGGAGGAGGAUACUGAAAUGCUGGUGGUGCAGGAACAAAGUGGGGAAGAAAAGACCACAGGUGGUGAGGUAGAGAUGAUCCCCGAGGAACAGAAACUGGCCAAGUCUGAGGAUACAGAGGUCAGAGAAUUCUUAAAGCAGAACAUCAAAAACGGAGGAACCAUUUGUCUGAUGUUGCGCUAUCUCUUCAUCUUAGCAAAAUAUGGAGAAACUAAUUGGCCAAUGGGACUGACGGACGUGUUUCUGAAGGUGUAUAGCCGCACUAGGAAGCACUUCGAUAUGCCUGAUAUCUUUAGCUUGGGAGAGUGUGAGGAAUACACACAGAAUUUAGGGAAGACAUGCCAGUUAGCAGCAGAAUUCCAGUUAGAUCAGUGGAUUGUCAAUAACAGAAUGAGCCUCUCACCUGGUAGUUCCCCGAGGAGUCCAGGGUCGCAGCAGCUGCAUACAUCUGACCUUCCCCCUCAUUGUAAUGAUGACCUCUGGUUUAUCACUGGAUUGACAGGAUGUGGUGAGGUCAUGGGGUCAAACUGGCUCCCUCAUUGCAUUCGAGUGUACUGGAUGAAGGCCAGAUUUUACAUGUUACAAGGCAAGAUGGAUGAUGCCCUUUAUUGUUUCCAAAAGACUUUUGAGUAUUUGGAGUAUGCGGAGAAGCAAGGGGAGCCUACCAAGAUAUGUCUUGUCAACUGUAAAAUGGACCGCCUCAUAUCUAUAGACCAGGUAAAGAGCCACCAGGAGUCACUGCACAGAUGUCAGUCACUUGACGAAACACAGAAGCUGUACGAGUCCGGGAACUAUGAAAAGGUGGUGGAUUUUAUACUUCAGACAUUUACACAGCCACAACUCAAGGGCAAGACGAUGGCGUUCAGAACAGCAAUACCAGAGCGCCAGUCACAGUUACUGCUCCUCCAGGACUCUCUCUACAAGAUGGAGGCCCACAAGAAAGGUAUGGUGUGGGGUGAGGUGUCUUUCAAUGAGGCCGUGCAGUAUUAUAAGAGGGCCAGCACUUCAGAACAGAAAGAUGCCUGGAGUGCCACACUCACCCAAAUAUGUGAGAACCUUAUCAGGGUACUAGACAAAAAGGAUGAUGUUUUGAAAGAUGUGCCAAGCAUCAACCUGGUGCGACUGGCAAGAAAUUUAAUCAACAUAAUUGACACUACAAUGGCAGCUCCAGAUAUUGCCGUGGAAAUGCCCAUAGGCACGGUGUUACCAUGGAUACUUCUAUACAAGUUAAUUAAAUUUGAGGAAAACAAGAUCCGAUCCAUGCAAGUGUCGACUCCAGAAGCUGGUCAGACUGACCUGUUAGACGGGAUGCCCUCUUACCUCAUGCUGCUAAAUAUAGCUCACGAAUACCUGGCCAGGCAUAGUUGGUGUACAAAAUCAAAUGGAUCUCUGCUGCUCUUCUAUCUAGACGUUGCCCAGGAAUUCUUGACUGGAUCUUGUCAAUUCAAACGUGACCUUGAACAGUCAUAUGAGCAGUGUGUGUACUGUCUGUUUGGUCAUCCCAACAAGAAGGGGCGUGCGCGUCAUCUAAUGGACCACAACGCUUCACAGAUAGACCUUACCUGGGACAGCGCCCAGAAAAUCUUUGAAUACUUCAAACCCAACUCUGUGCCAGAGUUUGAUAGCUAUAAGGCUGAUGCCGUGUCUGGAGAUAUGGAGUUUUUACUGAAAAGAAUUGCACAGCUUGUUCCAGAGUCAGAGAAGCCAGCAAAACUAAUGGAAAAUUUGCAGGAAUACAUAGAGGGUAACACCAAUAUCCCACCUAAUCCAGAAACCAAACAUCUGUCAACUGUUUCUAAGGAGUUGUACUAUUUAUUAGCAGACUACUAUUUCAAGAACAAAGAACAGGCGAAGGCAGUGAGGUUCUACAUGAGUGACAUUUGUAUGAACCCUACACGUCUGGACUCCUGGGCAGGCAUGGGACUCGCGCGCAUGAGUCAGUUGGAACAGAAACUCAGUUCUACAGCCCUGAAGAUGGACAUGCCAAUUUACAGGAAAUCUAUCGGAGCUCUUCGUUGUUUCCGAAGAGCUGUUGAAAUUGAUGAUUGCAACGCAAAACUGUGGAUAGAAUACGGUUCAUUGGCAUAUCAGCUCCACUCCCACGCCUCACGGCAGCUUAAAUGGAAAAAUUGGUUUCCAUUGACUGCGGAACUAGAGCAGAUUGCAUCAGACAGCCGACAGGAGAUGUUGCAGACUGCAUUUAAUUGUUAUAAGAAAGCGAGUGAGUGUGAGAGUGAGGAGAAUGAAGAGGAAUGGCUACAACACUACAUGAUGGCUAAGUGUCUGGAAAAGAUGAGAAAACCUCCCAAGGAGUACCUUGAAAAUUACAAAAAGGCAGCUAACUAUCUGUAUGAGGAGAACGCCACAUUCCCCAAGAAGAUCGUUUACGCCUACACUACCCCACAUCUGGCUGUGGAAUCUCUCGAGAUGUUCUACCGUAUCCAUGUGUCCAUCAUGAAGAUCUUGCUGAAGAACAAAACUGUACUGGAGUCAGAUCUGCAGCUCUUCCAGCGUUAUAUAAAAGAGGCUGCUAAUAGUCCCUUUGCCCGGUGUCAGGAAAGACGACAGGAGAGCACAGCCACUCUAGAUGGUACGCUGUUACCUGUUGGACAAGGAACUAAAACUGGGGGGAAAAGGUCAAAGGUCAUGCCGAUGGAUCACACUUACUCUAAGCAGAAAAGCAUGGUGGAGGGCUCAGCCACUGACUCAGCAACCUCUGACUUUGACCAGGUCACGACUCCUAAACCAGUUUCUAUGGUUACACACAGAGAGGUUCAGGUAGUUGACCCUUCUAAUGCAACUGCUGGGAGCAUGAUGGAAUUAUCGGCUGAAAAUCUUGAUGAACAUUUGACUGUAGCAGAAUCUGUUGAUAAGGAAAAAGAGGAAGUGGACUCGGCUACAACUGUGGAAAAGUCAGCUGUACCAGAGCAAGGGCAAGGUGACACGGCUGUCGAUAAGGAGUCUGAGGGGGAUGGUUUCUUUUUAGAUGAAGUCACUGGCAUUGUAAAACAAGCUUCAUUUGGCUUUGAUGUUAAGGGGGACACACACCUAUUGGAUAGAGGUGAUAGUGCUGAUGUUGUGAUCGGAACCAAGGACAAAUAUGUUGACAAGGUCAUGAAAGUGUCUUCUCAAGAAGAAAAGUCUAAUGAUAAUGCAAUGGAAGUUUCUGCUGAGGAGGAUAAAAUCCUGUCUGAGGACAAAGUUGAUGGCCAAAAAAUGGAUAAAGACGACGAUUCUUCUCUCUCUGAGUUUGAUGUGGAGGCUCUACUUUCUGAAUAUUUACCCACAGACCAUGACAAAAAGACAUCUAGUGAUGAUAAAAAGUCAACUGACAUCAUCCAACAGGAUGAAGGUCAAACUACAGAUGUCAAGUCUAGUGAUCUUAAGGAAGGUGGUUUUGACCAGCAGGAAGAUGAGAAAUCCCUCCACUCUGUUGUACGAGAGUUAAGUCAAGGAAACGAGAGUAUGGAAUCGGAGACGAGGCAAUAUGGUGACAUGAAUCUGCCAGAGGACCAAGAGGGAGGAGCACCGAUUGAUCCAAGUGAGUUAUCACUGUCCAAAGGGCUGAGAGAGAGAAUGGCUCAGGAACUAGAGGGAGACCUUGUGUCAAAAUACGAACAAGGACAGUCUGUAGUAGGCAUGGAAACAGAAUCCAAACCUAGAAAGGAUCAGAAAUCUGUGAGCAGUCUGUCAGAUGAUGAUGAUGAAUUGGGUGAAAGUUUGGAUGAUUCCUACCUGUCUGGUUCUUCAGACUCUAUCCCAGAUUCCCUUGGUUCCCCCAGCAGAUCAGCUGCUGAUUCCUUGUCAAAAUCUGGCGAUUCUUUAUCAAAAUCGGGUGGAUUUCUGGCCCAGUUUAACCAGUUUUUGUCAAAAAAGAUUAUUCCUGAUGACAUCAUCUCAGAAAGUUCGCCAGAGAAGAGUCUAAGUUCACCCUUGAAAGCUUCAAGAUCACAGUCACCCUCCUCCCAAAUCUUUAUGUCAGACGCAGAUACAGGACUAAAAGUUCACUCACAGCAGGACACCAUUAGUUCUGUAGGUAUGAAGGAGGACUUGACAUCUGUCUCUUCUAACCUCAGUCCAAAGAAUUCAACACAUUCUGAUUCAGCCAAUCAGAAUCAGGAUAGCAUUGAUGUCAAGGAGAAAAAGAUUGAAACAGUGUUGUCCAAUCAGAAUCCAGAUGACAAGAAAGAGCCUUUGUCAAUGGAUGAGAAGUCUGAAGAUGUUAACCAACCUGUGAAAAGUGGAGCGGAUUGCCAACCAAACAUCUGUAAUAGGGAAAGUAAUAUGGAUGUCGAUGACAUUAAAGAUGUGGAUAGGAGAAAAAAGGACGAAAAUACAACCACCUUUGAAAAAGAUGAAGAAUUCACUUCUAAUGAUGAAGCAGGAAAUUUUGCACAAAAUCUGCAGAAAAAUAUUAUUGGCAAUAAAACAGAGUCUACAACCAACCAGGAACAAAGAGUGGGCGUUAAGAAAAUGGAAGCUCCUGAAAUAGAAUCUACAACCAACCAGGAACAAAAAGCGGAUGAUGAGAAAAUUACCGUUAUUGAAGAAGAAUCUACAACCAACAAGGAACUUAAAGCAGAUGAUGAAAAAAUGGAUGAAGCUAAAAUAGAUUCUAUAACCUGCCAAGGACAAAGGGCAGAUGAUGUGGAAAUGGAAGUUGAUAAGGUAGAUUUGACAACUAGCAAAGAACAAAAGUUAGACAAUGUGAAAAUUGUUGUCAUUGAUAUGGCAUCUACAGUUGGAACAGGUGAAAGAGCGGAUGAUGAGAAAAUGGAUGUGGAUAACAAGGAUGAAAAUCAGACGCCAGUGACUGAAGUUGUCAAGUCAGACAGUCCAAACUCUGGUACUAAGGAGGGUGGGACGUUGGUGAAGGAGUCCGAAAUUAAACAUAAGGGCAGUGAAGGAAUCGUCCCAGAUGAUCUGAAAGAUAAAAACACAAAGGAAAGGGAAAGUAGCAAAGAGAAAGUAGACAAUGUGAAAGUAGUUCCAACUGGAGUGGAGAAAAAAGGAGUUAAGAAAGACAAAAAGAGCACCGAAAGCACGAAAAGCAAAGGAGCCCCUGUCAGUGAUAAGCCAGGGAGUGCCAAGUUUCACAAACAGCUGAUAGAGCAGUGUAUGGCAGCUCUGUGUCUGUGUCUGUCACGCUUUCCCACUCACUACAAGUCUCUGUACAGACUGGCCUACACCUACAUCUACUCUCCCUACCACAAGAAUUUGCAAUAUGCCCAUGACCUGUUGCUUGGCAACCCUGACUGGAAGAUGAUGGCACACAUGCCUGCCCAGGGACUGUUUGUGGACAGGAAACCCAGCAACUUCUUCCAGGGUGUGUGGAAAAUUCCAGUUGAUGAGAUUGACCGUUCCGGCGGCUUCCCGUCACAUCUGACCCGGUCAGUCAAACUUCUCCUCAAAGUUCUCAAAGAGCAGAAGGACGUCCCCAAACUACACAGUAUCUUUAUCCAGCUCAGUAGGGACCCUGAUUCUGGAAAGAAGUACAUGCGUGAUGCCGAGAGGGUCAAGUUUGCACGUCUGGCUCACCAGUACUGCCUUGAUGCCAUCAAAGGACGCAUGUCUGAGCUCCGACGCUCUAAUAACCACGCCAAGGCUGUUAAAUGUCUAAUGGAAGUGUACAAGGUGUACAACUACAUAUCCUUUAAGAUGGAUAUCAGUCAAACCAUCGAGGCUAAUGAACUCCUGGAGGACACCUACAGGGCUGUCAUGGGUAAAAAGGUGUUGGAGGAUGAGGAAGUUUUGGAACAGGCCAUACGCUUUUGUCAGGAGGAGGUGCAACGUCACAAAGCAAGACAAAACCAACCUCCUGUUGGUAAAAUUAUCUUAGAGACAUCUGGAAAAGACGGAAACCAAUCAGACUCCUCUUUCUUUUCUCCUGAGAAACCUGUUUCCUUGCUCAGCAAAGUUGGGGGGCAGAGUCAAGGUGCCACUAAUAUGACACAAGGAUCAAAGUUAUUGGAGAAGGAAAAGAAAGGUCCUAUUUCACCAUUCCAGGAGAAUUUCUACAGGACUAUGUCAGCAUCCGAGUCGCCCAUUGGGAAACCAAAACAGUUACCAAGUCCUGUUGGUGUAGGGAUGCCUGCCGGAGGUAAACUUAACCCAGGAACUGUGAAGCAAACAACAGCAAAGUCUGGUACACAGGGGGUAGGAUUACCUGGGAAGCUUCCUACCACUGGAGUGAGUAGGUCAAAGGUCAUGCAGAAGACUUCAACCAGUACCCAGAAGUCCAGUUUGAUUUCCACAGUCAAGACAAAUAUUCCCAAGGAAAGAUUUGUGGGCGAAACAAAAGGAAAGUCCCUAUCAGUGAGUGGUAAGGGAGCCUGUGGGUUUAAGCCAUAUAAUCCAAAUAACUCCUCAGCACCGUCUCCUGUUUCUACUCCUGCCACACCUAACAUUGGACUCUCUACUCCUGCCACACCUAACAUUGGACUCUCUACUCCUGCCACACCUAACAUUGUACUCUCUACUCCUGCCACACCUAACAUUGGACUCCCUACUCCUGCCACACCUAACAUUGGACUCUCUACUCCUGCCACACCUAACAUUGGACUCUCUACUCCUGCCACACCUAACAUUGGACUCUCCCCCAAGUUUGACUACAGCAGGAAGGGCGAUCCAGCCACCUCUCUACCUGUCAAAAAGGUUAUAGAGGUAAUUGAAAUUUCAUCAUCUGAUGAUGAAGGGGACAUGAUGACAAAUUCAGGAAAGGCAGGCGAUAAAGUUCAGCAAGGUGGACCACACAUAGGAAAAGGUAUUGCCAGCUCCCAGAAAGGUGGUGGUAAUAGCUUACGGACAUUACUACAGGGGGGUGAAUACCAGUCAGCACCAAAGGCUGGCAGCACAGGACAAGGUGGCAAAGGUGCUGGACAACCAAAGGGAGCUAACUUACCUAUACAAAGACCGUAUCCCACUGGUAUAGUAUACAACAAGGGAGGUAUCCAGGUCAAACAGUUGACUGGUAGUAUGUCCAAAGACUCGCAAGGUAAUCAAAUAAAACCCUCGCAGAAAUCAGGUGGCCCGAAGGGAAAUAACUCUGCUGGACAUAAACUUAAUCAGCCGACUUCACAGGUACAUCCAGGAUAUGUCAUGUAUGGAGCAAAGGUGACACCACCAUUGUCCCACCAGAAACCUUUCUCACAGGAAAGUAUUACAGAUGAUUCCGAUUUAUCGGAGAGAGAGGACAAGACAUACCAACCCUCUGAGGAGAGCAGCAGUGACGAGGAUCCUAGGACAAACCAAACAAAUCCACAGUCCACUUCUGUUAGAAGGCCAUCGAAGUCAGGCACGCAGCCGGCCACAGCUUACAUCCAGGAUAACGUGUCAAUUCGUAUCCUUAACACAGAAACAGGACAAGUGGUCGAUUCUGAUAGUCAGAAAAGUGACCUGGUCACUGACCCUGAGAAACUGUUCUUUGAUGUCAAAGAUUGGCUAGAUGAUUUAUGAACCAAACAUUUAUCUACAGUAAAUCAUUUUUUAAUCAUGUAUAUAAUGGAAGUUUUGUUUUUCACAUUCCUCUCCAAGAUAGCUGAUGAAUGUAAGUAAGGACAUAGUGAAUGUAAAACCAAAUACAGGACUGCUAGUUUAUUAGAGCUGGUGAUCUGAUAUUUCGCGCUAGCUUUGAGAAAGAUGUUGUAGGCCUGCAUUAACAUGUUCAGGUCUAUAAGCAUUAACAAAAAUGUCCCUUGUUACAGAAUAUACAGGUUUUCUGUGUGAGUAAACAGUUUCAAAGUAAACAAGUGCUAAUGAGUAUUGCAAAUAACUUGUAAGAUAGUUUUCAAUGUUUUUAUAUAAAAAAAA